Messenger RNA from Drosophila pseudoobscura, 1162 nucleotides. RefSeq names its product UV excision repair protein RAD23 homolog B. Gene Ontology annotation, cellular component: cytosol; nucleoplasm. The transcript has a single exon. NCBI's taxonomy places the organism in Eukaryota, Metazoa, Arthropoda, Insecta, Diptera, Drosophilidae. The coding region runs from base 97 to 1038 and encodes 313 amino acids. Gene Ontology annotation, biological process: nucleotide-excision repair; proteasome-mediated ubiquitin-dependent protein catabolic process. The record is from RefSeq and is a predicted model, not a curated record. Gene Ontology annotation, molecular function: ubiquitin binding; proteasome binding; damaged DNA binding.
CUUUACAGUCAGCAGGUCAGUCAUUCUCUCAGUUUGGCAUCAAAAUAUUCAAAAAUCGUCACAUACAUUUCUUAAACAAUAUUUCUAAAAGCAGGUAUGAAGCUGUCGAUUCGUACACUCGACCAGCGCGUUAUCACCCUCGAGAUGGACGAGGGGCAGAACGUGUUGGCCCUGAAAAAGAGGCUGGUCAGCAUGCCGGGGAUAUCCCAGUCAGUGGACAGUCUACAACUGAUCUACGGGGGACGCAUCAUGGAGGAUGAAUUGCCUCUCAGCGAGUACAAGAUUGCCGAGGACAAAUUUCUGGUGCUGAUGGGCAAGCAGAAGGUCCAACAGGUGACAAAGGUUGAACUGGAGAAGAAGCCCAAAGAGACGGCUUCUGCUGCUACAGGUGCUGGAAGUACGCCAUCAGGGGAUACAGGUGCUGAAACUUAUGCUACAGAAGCACGGAAUCCGACGUCCUCGGUGGCACCAAACGAAGAAAUGGUCCAGCGUCUGAUGGGCAUGGGUUACGAGGAGAUGCCAGUGCGCGCCGCUCUAAGUGCCAGCUUCAAUCAUCCGGAGCUUGCCAUCGAGUAUCUGAUCGCGCAAAUUCCAUCAGAGGCCGCCAGUGGAACUGCAUCGCCCGUCAGUGUUAGUCCCUCGGUGGCCGAAAUGGCCGCGAAUCUGGCACCUCUGAUGUCCGAUCCACGGUUUGCACAGUUGCGCGAAAUGAUACUCCAGAAUCCUGAUCAGCUGGAGGCAAUUCUUGGUCAGAUGAGCGGGUCAAAUCCAGAAGUGUUUGAGGGUUUACGCAACCACCAUGGAGAGUUCGUUGACUUGCUGAACUAUGACCUAAGCCUAAGCGACGAUGACGAGUUCCCACAACAGGCUGACAGCGCGCUGCAGACGCCACUAACUGCCGCAGAGGCGGCUGCCGUGGAUCGUUUGACGGCAUUGGGCUUCCAGCACGACCUGGCCGUACAGGUCUACUUGGCCUGCAACAAGAAUGAAGAGCUGGCGGCCGAUGUACUCUUCCGCCAGUCCGAAGAGGAUCAGUGAUCGUUCCGCUCUCCUUGUUCUCCUCUGCUCUUUCUCUCAUCUAUCGUGGCGUGGCGUUGAAUCGAUCAUCGACGAAUAAACAGACCUGGGGGCUAUAGUGGUGCAUAUAGAUGCCAUAAGAACA